AUGUGUCCUGCGUGGGUAUUAGCGGCUGUGGCGCUGGUGAGCGUGGCCAGAGGAGCUGUGAGUCAGUGCUGGGAACAUCCGAGCUGUCAGGACAUCAACUCUGACAGGAGCAUCAUGGAGUGUAUCCAGCUCUGUCGCUCUGACCUCAGCGCCGAGGUGCCCGUCGACUCCCUCCUCCACCCUCCUCCUCCUCCGUCAGACCCUUUGUCCCUUGCUUCCCUAUCCCUCUUAUCCUCCACCUCCUUCCCCUCAUCCCCUCAGGCCAAGCGCUCCUACUCCAUGGAGCACUUCCGCUGGGGGAAGCCUGUUGGCCGGAAGCGCCGCCCGGUCAAAGUGUACACCUCCAACGGCGUGGAGGAGGAGUCAGCGGAGCUCUUCCCUGGGGAGAUGAGGAAGAGGGAGCUGGCCAGCAGGAUGAUGGAGGCAGCAGAGGAGGGUGGGAAGGCCCAGCAGGAGGCAGAAGAGGACGAGGAGCUGGUCCCCGGGGACGUCCACGAGAAGAAAGACGGCACCUACAAGAUGAGCCACUUCCGCUGGGGGGGCCCGCCGGCCGUCAAACGCUACGGCGGCUUCAUGAAGAGCUGGGACGAGCGCAGCCAGAGGCCCCUGCUCACACUCUUCAAAAACGUCAUCAACAAAGAUGGACAGCAGGAGAGGGAGCAGUGAGGGGGGAGGAAAGGGAGGGAGGAGGUAGAGAGAGGACGGAAAUAAACACACAUUGAUUGUCACUGCCUUCCGAAAAGACCCACUUUUCUGAUUCCCUAUCAGCAGGCAACCCUGUCUCCUAGAAAUUACACUAAUGCAACAAUACGUUUUUUAAUAUCAAUUCAUCUGUGUCUUGAUAAUAGUUAGGUCUACAAAAUGUCACACAGUCUAAAUAGACCUUGUCAAAUUUCUUAUUGGGUCCAAAACCAAAACAUAUUCAGUUUGCAAUUAUAUAAAACUGAAAAUAGCAUUAAAUGUGCACAAUUGAGACUCUACAGCUAGGAAUCUUGUUUGCUCAGAACAUAUUUAAACAGGGAUUUGACUGACACUAGUUCAUUAAUCUGGUGGAGACCCUGAGUCCUGCAAAGGCUCAGCUUCAGAGGCACUUUGGCACUAGGUGAUUUAACAAAAAUUGUUAACAGAUUUAUUUUUUAAAUAAGAUAAUGUUUCCAAAUAAUUGAGACAUAUUUCCCCCUCCCUUCAAUUAAGCGUUGUGUGUGACUUCACAUACAUGUUUUAUAACAUGUUGGCUGUUUUACAAAAGUCAUUUAAUGUAACGUCAUUUCUAAGAUACAGGGUGAGAAUAAGAAGGCUUCGUUUGUCAGUGUCUUCUAAAUCCGUUUGAUUCAUAUGAGAGUUUGCUAGAUGGUUGUUAUUAUUGUUCUCAUGAUUGAAUGUUGACUCUCAGAAGGAAACAUAAUGUUCAUCCCGCUGUCAUUCUGCCUGUCAGUCACUUCACCGCAGGGACUGGAAUAAGAGAGAGUCAGAAAGAGAAGAACAUGUUUUAUAUAUUGAUUCAUGUAAAUAACUGUAAAUCACAUGAAAACAUAAAGGGA
This is a messenger RNA of Notothenia coriiceps (black rockcod), 1541 nucleotides long. It is a transcript of the gene pomca, whose product is annotated as proopiomelanocortin a. Gene Ontology annotation, cellular component: extracellular region. Gene Ontology annotation, biological process: neuropeptide signaling pathway. The record is from RefSeq and is a predicted model, not a curated record. The transcript is spliced from 2 exons. Bases 1 to 666 code for a protein of 221 amino acids. NCBI's taxonomy places the organism in Eukaryota, Metazoa, Chordata, Actinopteri, Perciformes, Nototheniidae. Gene Ontology annotation, molecular function: neuropeptide hormone activity.